AUGAUGAAAGCCUGGCAAUUAGUCGAUAUUAAUGGUGAGGUGAUCAAUGAAGAAGAUAUUUCAAGUGUUGGUUCUGAUUGGUCAUUCAUGCAGUUCGAUCGAGAUGAUGGAUAUCCAAGUCGCCCACAUUCGGUAGCUGGUCGACGAUCAGACACUGAAGUUGAUUAUGAAUCUCGUUCACCUUCUGCGAACAGUGAUUAUAACUGUUAUAGCUCUCAUUGUAGUCUGGACAGAUAUAAUGAGCCUCCCGUAAGAUCAAAAAAUACUAACAAAUUAUCAAAAAAUAAACAUUUGUCUGGGACUAUUCCUGGAAAUACAGUAAUUCCUAUAACGUCAAAAACCGAAAUAUUAAAAUCUCAUCCACGUAAUGGAUUGCGACCUGGUCAUAUACAUCAGUCCUCCGCUAGAAAUUCCAAUGGAACACGUCAAGCGUUGGCACGUUGGAAUGCUUGUCGUAAACAAAAUAAUCAUACAAACCUAUGUGUUGAUUCUCAACGUUCCAAAUGUUUGCGCCGUGGUCCACUAAUCAAUCAUGGUUUUCAACGUCGUCAAGUUCGUAUGGGCAACGGCGGUCAUAUACCUCAUCAAAGAAGUUAAUAAAAAACCAAGGAAUUAAUUGGUUUUUUGUGAUAUUUUGCUCCUACAACAUUGUAAUAGCGGAUAUUUGGUGUUCUUUUUGUUUGUCACACUGAUUUAAUGGCAAUAAGAA
Schistosoma spindalis is the source of this 709-nucleotide messenger RNA. Lineage: Eukaryota; Metazoa; Platyhelminthes; Trematoda; Strigeidida; Schistosomatidae. The record is from the annotation of a GenBank genome assembly.